AUCGGAAAAUUAUGCAUUUUCUCAUCUAAGUAAAGAUUUAAGUCCAGAGCAGGCAGCUGAAUUGGCUGCUAUAAGAAACCGUGUACAAAAUGAUGGUCAGCUUUUAAAAAAAUUUCAUGCAGCAAUGGCCUCUAAUAUAUCAGCAAAAGAUUACUCUCAGAUAUUAAUUGAUGGCAUGAAAUAUUACGAUACUGUUGCCACGCUCAGUCCAGAUCAGAUAGAGGCUUUUAACAGUAUAAGAAAUUAUGUUAGGGACGACAUCCAUUUAAUAACCGGUCUAAAACGAAUAUCGAAUCAUAACGGGUGGACCCCAAGUGAAACUAUUGAACUAGUUUUAAACAUGUUGCAAAAAUCAACUCAAACAAAUGCUCCUAGUGGCACUAAUGCUAUUCUUAGAGAAGGUAACAUCAUAUUGGGAAGAGCUCCGCCGAUUAAAAUUGAUCAAUUACCGAAACUGUCACCUCCCAUGAUGCGUUUUCUUGGUGAACAUUUGAGUCAGAUAGAUGUUGCAGCUAGUCGUCAAUGGUCAUCAUCCGUCCCUGUGCUGCUGAAUCUUCAGGCUCAAGGCAUGUUUACAAUUUGCCCAGUAACAAAAGUUUUUAAUAGUGGUCGUGCUGUAAUAUUCUUGAACAAUCAGCUUGAAGUUAGCAUUUAUAAACUUAAUACUAUACCUAAGGAAGAUAGACUUAAAGUCUUUGAAAUGAUCAGUCGCCUAUCUCCUUCUGUAUCCAGUUCCCAAUUACCUUCUGAAUUGAUGCGAAUAUGUGUACGCGAUCAUAGAUUACGUUUCUAUUGCCAAAGAAAUGAGAGCAUUAAACUCACUGAAAAGUACGUUGAAAAGUAUCCUGCAUUACGAAGGAUAGUUCAAGCCGAUUUAUUGAGUCACGAAAAAGACAGACUGUACACAUUUGUUAGUGAAGUAAGUCGGUAUAAGGUUGAUAUCUACAUGGAUGAUAUGAUGAAAUUUGUCUGUGAAAUGAAACCAAAAAAUAUCAGUGAGUUGGUAGCUUAUUGUGAAUUUGCUAUUACUUGUGUCGAAGAUGAGAUGCUUUUGAUAAACGACCAGAUAAAAAAGAAACAGAUAAUUCCACCUCGCAAUACAAAACUCUCGGUUUGGACGCGAAAAGAAGCCAGCGCUAAAGUAUUCAAAGACGGGCAGACAUUAAUAAAGAAGUUCAGGGUCACCUUAAAAAUAGUAACGGAUAACGACAUGGCCGGAGUCGUCACGCUCGCCGAGGGCCUGUCGGACGACGCGCUCGUGGCGGCCAUCAGGAACACCAUGGUGCGGUUCGGCAGCCCCGUGUCGGCCGUCUACCACGUCCUGAAGCACCCCACCGCGCCGCUGGGGGCGCACGUGGCGCGCGCCAACCAGACGCUGGCGCCGCCCAGUCGCGCCGCCGUGAGCGUCGGCCAGGACGGCGACGUGCGCUCCGUGCUCUUCGAGGGCGACGGCGGGAGGUGCUUUCUGCUCGAGAGGGGCGGCCGGGUGUUCCUCUGUUCGUAUGUGCCGAAGAGUCACGAGUAAAAUUUUAAACAUAUGCGAGAUAAUGUUAUUCUCUGAUUCGAAAUUAAAAAAACAUGUUAUAUGUCAAUGUAUUAUGCCGCAGUUGUGUGCACUUUGAGGGAUUGUAUAAAGGUUUUUUACUUUCUGAUUUGUUUACAAAUAGAAAUACAAACAAAUGUCUUUACUAUAAAUACUGUAAUAUAUAGUUUACGUAUGUAGAAUGUAGAAAUCAUUAUAAUGUAAUAGUUUAAGAAAACUAAAAAACUCACUAACUCAGCGUUACGUUAUGUAAGUUACUUACAAAUAAGAAAACAUUGUAAAAUCUUUUAUAUCGAGCUACAUAUAUGCUUAUCUUUGUACGUUUGCGCGUGUUGUGCGCAUUUAUCCAUCGUUCAUUCGUUCUCCGAUCGAGUUGGAAAGUGGUGGUCGACUCUUUCGUAAAGUUAUUCGGGCUUGAUAAUAAUUGACCGGUUUACUUUUUAUAGUUUUGUGUAUUAAUCGGUGACCGGGAUUCAGUUCUAAUAAAACGAAAAAAAAGCUAAGGUUGGUACCGAUUUUUUUUCAAAUGUAGAAUGUUUAAUCAAAAACGACUCCCCGGAACUCCCGUUUGUAGGCGUAUAAAAAUGUAAAACCCAAAUA
Molecule: messenger RNA, 2143 nt
Organism: Vanessa tameamea
Lineage: Eukaryota; Metazoa; Arthropoda; Insecta; Lepidoptera; Nymphalidae
Exons: 2
Coding region: 125-1525 (466 amino acids)
Source: RefSeq, a predicted model, not a curated record